AAAUAAGCUGUUGUGCUGUUGAACAGAUUUAUCUCGAAACCAGACAGGCUGUUAUAUUAAUAGAGGAUGGCGGAGUCUUUGUCCAGUAGAGGUCAAGAUAUGCUGACACAGGGGACAUACAUCCAGCCAUUCUUUGCUCGGGUUAGACAGAACAGAUACCAUCCAGUGGACAACCCACGGGGUAUUGCCGAUCUUGGACUAGCAGAGAACAAGUUAUGUGAAGAUAUGUGGGAACAAAAGCUGGGUCCAGCGGUACUGGCACCAGAAGACGGCUCGCUGCUGUAUUACGAGAAAGCCACGGGAAACAUUGGUUUCAAGGAAACGAUGAAGAAGUUUAUAGAGAAGAGAUUCAAGGCCCGCCACCCAUUAAGUACCGACAACAUCUUUAUAACCAAUGGUGUAACAGUAGUACUGGAAGCUCUGGCAUUUGCUCUAGCGGAUCCUGGAGAUUUCAUCAUGGUGAUGUCCCCUUAUUACUACCGAAUCAAGAACGAUUUGUACGAAAGGCCAACAGUAAAUGUAUUAGAAGUUUUCAUUAGUUUAGAAUUACUUCAUCAAGGUCAAGGUGACAUUUCGGUUGUAUUUGAGAGUGUUUAUAGAAAAGCCAUCAGCGAGGGUAAACAGGUCAAGGCAGUUCUACUGGUCAACCCAUCGAACCCGUCUGGUCUUGUGAUGACGUCAGAUCAUCUCAUGCAGGUCCUGGACUUCGCCAACAGAUACAAGCUACACGUCAUCGCUAAUGAGAUCUAUGCUCAGUCGGUCUCUGACCCGGAUGUAAGAUUCACCAGUGUUUUGUCGCUUCCACUUCCGGACCCCGGGCGAGUCCACUUUACGUGGGGGGUGAGCAAGGAUCUGGGUCUGUCUGGAUACCGGUGUGGUGUGGUAUAUACGUGUAACCCGGGUCUGACCCAGUACCUGGGUCUUACAAGCAUCUAUUUCAGGUGUGCUGGGUUGAUUCAGCAUAGGCUGAAUCAGGUGUUAGGAGAUGAUGAUUGGCUGGACAAUGUAUUGUUUCCUACAAUGCGCAGACGAAUGCGCGAACGUUUCACAAAGACCCGCGACAUGCUGACGUCAUACGGGGUAGAGGUGUUUCCCACCCCGGCGACCAUAUUUAUGUGGGCCAAUUUCUCGCAGUUUUUGUCUGACAACAGUUUUGAGGCUGAGAGAGAUUUGUUUGGAAAGUUCUUGGACGGUGGUGUGUUCUUUUUACCUGGGCAGUCGUGCUACUCACCUGAGCCCGGCUGGUUUAGACUGGUGUUGUCUUUAGAUGCCCAGGUGCACGAGGAAGGCUUUGUACGGCUCAAACAAGUUCUAAAAGAAAUUAAACCGUCAAUUCAAGCUUGAAGAUUAGAGGACGGCUAUAGUUUUAUUCAGCCUAAAUGAACUUUUUUUUUUGAGAAUUCCACUCAUACUUUUAACUUGAUUAUUCAGAAUAGAUUCCCUCAGCUAAAUCGAAACUUGACAUUUCAGCUACGAUAAAAACAAAAUAACUAACAUCAAUAAUUAUAAUACAGAAUUCGAUAAACAAUUAUUGUAAAAUUUAAACAAAAUGAUUUAAUUCAGUCUUGUUAAACGCAAGCAUUGUAGCGUUAAUAACAAGUUAAUAUAUUAAUUUCUAUGGAACACUUUUUUAACGUAUAAAAAAUUAAAGUAAUUGAUGUGUUCAAAAUUUAUGUUUUUGAAUAUCAAUAUGUGGUUUAUUUUCACAUGCAUAUCUAAAAAAUUGUGUUGUAUUUGUAAAUUAUGUUAUUAUACUGUGUAUUAUACCUAGAUUUGCGUUUAAUGUAUGACCAUACAUGUAAGUUAUAUUAAUGACCACUGUUUUAACUAAAAACCUCUAACUUUGUUUGUUAAUUAUGUGUUAAUAAAUAAUAUUCUCGACACUUUAA
Molecule: messenger RNA, 1889 nt
Organism: Physella acuta
Lineage: Eukaryota; Metazoa; Mollusca; Gastropoda; Physidae
Product: 1-aminocyclopropane-1-carboxylate synthase-like protein 1
Biological process (GO): biosynthetic process; amino acid metabolic process
Molecular function (GO): transaminase activity; pyridoxal phosphate binding
Source: RefSeq, a predicted model, not a curated record